AGUCGGUAGUGGAGUGGUGGUAAAACAACAGCAGUAGGCCAGUAGGCCGCUAGACCCCGAGCAUGAGGCAUGUCCUCAUAUACUUGGCUUCUGUUAUAGCCCUCGCGAACGUUCAGGAGUGUGCUGGAAUAGUUUGUUUCUACUGUACAAUUCAACCCCCAUCCCGCGGAAGUAAUCAAACUGCGCAACUUUGCUCCAAAUUUGACGGCUCCAAUAACUACCACAUUGACUGCCCUCAUUCGACACUAUGUAUGAAACGGACAUUUCACCAUUCACUUCAAGGAGGAAAAACUAUUCAAGUGUCUGAAAGAGGAUGUGCGCCUCAGAAGAGGAAUAUACACUUUUACCAAGAUGGUAACUGGCGUAUGGAAAACAAGAUAGAAGAGGAUGUAUACAACGUGGGGUGUCAAAACGAUGAAGGACUGGGGAUGAGAUCACCUACCGAGUACUGCUACUGCGCGACCAACCUGUGCAACUCGGGUGACAAAUCACGCGACCACGCCGACACCAUGGCUGUCAUCAUCAUCUUCAACCUACUCAAAUACAUCCAGAGUCUUCGGUAGCCCAAGAGAUUAGAGAUUUACAAAUAGCUCCCAUCAGUAUGACACUGUAUUUUAGAGCAAUGCAAAUCCACAACAUUUUCAAUAUUCUUUUACCAGAAUUUCUUAUUAUAUUUUCAUUUAGUAAUAUUUGAUGUAGGAGGAAUAGUAAAUAGAAGGUUGAUAUUGUUUUUACGUACAACUUGAGUUUUUUCAUAUAAUUUCACUUAGUCCUAAUGAAUAAAAUUUUAUACAACUUCAAACCAGCAAUUAUAAUCCUUGCUUAUUAAAAAUUUGAUUUGGAUAGUUUUCUAUGAUGAUUUUUACUAUUAAUUUAUGUUUUUCUAACCCUACAGUUUAUAUUUAGUUCCUGUAUUUUGAAUGCUACCACUAUAUUUUGCAUAUAUCGUUCUUAUUAGUUCACUUAACUUUAAUAUGAGCCCUAUCAUAUUUUCCCCUGUUUCCUUAACAAACUUAUGUGUCUUAUUACCAUGUACAGGUAUAUUUUAUUUUAAAUUUGGUAAGUAGUUUUAAUGGUAGAUAGUAAAAGUGCUUAGACCAAAUGUAAGUGACUGACAUACACUAUGGCUUCCAACAUAAAAAUAUGGCUUAAAAAGAUUGUCAUUAUUUAAAGAAUUGUAAAAAUACAUUAAUGGAAAAUAAACAUUGGGAAUAUAACGUGUAUGACAUAAUAUGUUGCUGAGGCUGUUAUACCAUUGACAAAAUUCUAUUCCAGUCUAUGAAAAGGACUUUCUUUCAGCAUUCAUUUGUGUGUGCUGUGGAUUCAUUCUAGCUUGGCAGCAAUUUUUUUUUAAGUAACAUUUAUUAAAGGGAUCAAUAGCCACUGUUUUCACUUCAAAGCACAUAUAUUUAAUAUCAUAGAUAUUAGUAGUUGGUUGUAUGAAAUUCAAUUUAAAUAUAUAUAGGGAUGGACGAGAUUGAAUUUUUAGUUCGAGACGAGACGAGACGAGAUUUUUUAUUUCUCAUACAAUUUCGAGACGAGAUCGAGACGGGAUUUCCCUUCUCAUACACAACGGGAAAUGCAUGUUCAAAAUUUUUACCUGAUUUUGUAACAUUGUUAGAUGACUGUUUAAAUACAACAAUAAUGAUAAUAGGCAAGAAUAUUUACAAUCUUUUAUUAAAAAACAUCAGCAUAACAUUUUUUUAUUAAUCACGCCUAACUUAUUAAAAAUGCCUACGAUUAGGAAACAUAGUGAUAUCAGUUAGGAUAGAGUUCAACUUAUCCAAAAAUAAAAUAAAUUAUAAAAUAAAAGCAAUAUUAAUUUUUAUAAAAUAGUUACUUGUUUUGACUUUUUAUAGUAAUAAAAUAUUCCUCACACUGCUUACACUUAACAAAACUUCUCAAAUGUUAUUAAAGUAAUAUUAUUAAAAUAAUUAGAGUAAUAUUUACAUUUAUAGAAUUAAUUAAAUAAGAACGCCUUCGCAAAGGAAACGCAACUACAACACGCUCCUGUAUUGCGGGUAUUGCAUUGACUUU
Macrosteles quadrilineatus (aster leafhopper) is the source of this 2037-nucleotide messenger RNA. RefSeq lists its product as uncharacterized. NCBI's taxonomy places the organism in Eukaryota, Metazoa, Arthropoda, Insecta, Hemiptera, Cicadellidae. The transcript has 3 exons. The record is from RefSeq and is a predicted model, not a curated record. Bases 63 to 563 code for a protein of 166 amino acids.